Messenger RNA from Aspergillus ochraceoroseus IBT 24754, 3200 nucleotides. It is a transcript of the gene admB, whose product is annotated as ADAM family of metalloprotease ADM-B. Gene Ontology annotation, biological process: proteolysis. Gene Ontology annotation, molecular function: metalloendopeptidase activity. The transcript is spliced from 2 exons. NCBI's taxonomy places the organism in Eukaryota, Fungi, Ascomycota, Eurotiomycetes, Eurotiales, Aspergillaceae. The record is from RefSeq and is a predicted model, not a curated record. Bases 347 to 2764 code for a protein of 805 amino acids.
GUUUCCCCCAAAAGUGCCUAAGAAAGACCCUCUUUCCCCCCCGUCUUCGGAAUCCACCGGUGCCCUAGUACGCUGGCCAAGGGUCUAAGGGUUCUAGGGUGGUUGAGGGCAUCAGACAGAGACAGUCCGAGAGACGAUCCGAUCCCUGGAGGGUCCUCCUCACGAUAGAGGGAUAGAGGGAUGAUCUUGAGCGGCCUUUUGUGGCUGCCUAAUACUUGUCUCACUUGCUAGCUAACUAACGAUGCAAUGUUAAUGGGUUGCUGACAGUCUGCUUCUUUUCUGCCGUUCGUUUACUCUCUCGAUCAGACCCUGAAAACCCCUAAUUUCCUCCCAUGGUCGCCUCGUCAUGCGGUUCUUCAGAGACUCAGUGACUAGUAUUGCCCUACUUGCCGGGUCUUUUUCGCUCGUUACGACCGGUGUCAAUGCCCGGUCGCAGGCGCCAAACGCAAUCCAGCGAGUCUCGACUAUUGACCAGGCCACAAUCAAGACUCCCUCCACUCGAGUGCAUCACCUCUCUCAUUUUGAUAUCACUUUCACUAUUCUAGAUAACCGCCAACGAGUCAAACUCGAACUGGAGCCAAAUCACGAUAUUUUAGCCGAAGAUGCCUACGUGCAAUACCUCGACGAACACGGAAACAUUCACCAGGAGGAGCCCAUCGCGCGACAUGAACACAAGGUCUUCAAGGGGAGGACUCUCACCGGAAAAGGCAAAGGGACAUGGGAGCCUGUGGGAUGGGCACGUAUAUAUUUGAAAAGGGACGGUCCUCACCCGCUGUUUGAAGGAGUGUUCAACAUCAAGGGCGACAACCAUCACAUCGAGCUGCAGUCGACAUACCUCCAAAAUAAACGCCCGCAGGAUGUCGAGAUUCACCGGCAGAAGGAUGACUAUAUGGUUUUCUAUCGGGAUUCCGACAUGAUGCGGCCUCAGACGGAGCACCCCGAUUUAAAGCGAUCGCUAUCCAUGUCGGGCUCCUCGACAUGCGAGGCCGAGCAGCUGGGGUUUAACUCUAACCCUAACCACCCGGUUUUCCAGUCUUUCCGCCAGGAUGAGUCAAGUCGAUGGGCGUCUAUGCCCCUGACGGACUCCCUCUUUGGUCUCACCAAGCGUCAGUCGGACAUUGGCAGCGUGUCGGGCAACGCUGGCGGAGUCAACUUAGCAUCAACCAUCGGUAGCACCAAUGGCUGUCCGACCGCGAAACAGGUUGCCUUGAUCGGCAUCGCAAGUGAUUGCUCGUUUUACGAGAUGUUUAACACCAAAGCCGAAGCCCAAGCGUCGAUCAUCAGCACGGUUAACAGCGCCUCGAAUGUCUUUGAGAAGUCUUUUAAUAUCUCGAUCGGCUUGAGGAAUCUGACGAUUACGGACAAGGAAUGUACCAACUCCGCUUCCACUGGCGCGCAGUGGAAUAUGCCCUGCUCACAGGGCAAUAUUACCCAGCGCCUUGAUCUCUUCUCUCAAUGGCGUGGGUCGCAAACCGAUGACAACGCCUACUGGACCCUGAUGAGCGCCUGCCCCACCGGCUCGGAAGUUGGUCUGUCCUGGCUGGGCCAGCUGUGCAACAAUAAAGUGAGUAGUGACGGCUCUAACUACGUGAGCGGAACCAAUGUUGUCGUCCGUAGCGCCGGCAGCGGAUGGCAGGUCUUUGCCCACGAGUCCGGUCACACUUUUGGAGCGGUUCACGAUUGUACUGCAGAGACCUGUGCGCAGGAUUUACAGGCCUCAUCGCAGUGCUGCCCUCUGAGUACAACCACCUGUAACGCCGACGGACAGUACAUCAUGAACCCGAGCACGGGCACGGAUAUUACCCAGUUUUCCGCCUGUACGGUUGGAAAUAUCUGCUCUGCGCUGGGCCGGAAUAGUGUCAAGUCAAGCUGCCUGUCUGCCAAUAAAGGCAUUGUCACCUACAGUGGGGCUCAAUGCGGCAAUGGUAUUGUCGAGGCCGGAGAAGACUGUGACUGUGGCGGCGAAGAAGGCUGUGGGGACAACAGUUGCUGUGAUGCGACGACCUGCAAAUUCAAGAAUGGAGCCGUCUGUGAUGACGCGAAUGAUACCUGCUGCGUUGCCUGCAAAUACGCUUCCGCUGGGACGGUCUGCCGUGCGAGCAGCGGCGAAUGUGACCUGCAAGAAACCUGCAGUGGCAAUUCCAGCUCUUGCCCAUCAGACUCCUUCAAGCAGAAUGGGGAUAGCUGCGGUAGUAGUGGAUCCGGCUUGACCUGCGCCAGCGGCCAGUGUACUAGCCGGGACGCGCAGUGCCAAAGCUUGAUGGGCAGCUUGAUGCACAGCAACAAUACCUAUGCGUGCUCUGGUUUCUCCGACUCGUGCGAGUUAAUCUGUUAUUCCUCUUACUUUGGCGAGUGCAUGACCGUCAACCAGAAUUUCCUGGACGGUACUCCCUGCGACGACGGCGGUUUCUGCAGUAAUGGGAAAUGCGCGGGUGCAAAGAACUGGUUCGACGCGCACAAGAACAUCGUGAUCGGGGUCGCCUGUGGUGUAGGCGGCCUCCUCCUGAUCUCGAUUCUACUGUGCGCCAGCAGACGCUGUCGCCGAACUCGCUACACCAUGAAACCCGUCCCUGCUGGCGCGUAUUGGGCUGGUCCAAUGGCCCCCCCACCACCCCCUCCUGCCAUCUCCCAAAUGACCAGAUUACCGGGGCAGCCACCUCAGAUGCCGUACCAAACCUAUCCGUCUCCCCCCGCUGUAUAUCCAGGACCAGCACCAACACCCGGCGGUCCGGGUGGAUACACGUCUCCCAUGCGAUACGCAUAAUUUUGUCUUUUUUUUUUUUUUUUGGACUAGUGAUCUGUUUUGAGUAAUCCGGAAUGGGCUGCAUGGUGAUUUUAUGGUUCGGCGCAGGUAUACGGAGUAGAUUCCCUUCCCCGGGGGUGGGGGUUUAUUCGAUGAUUGGGCAGAUUCUAUAUUCCGCGUCCAUUUCCCCGAUUUGUUUUCUUCUACUUGGAAUCCAGUAUCUACUUACUUCCCUCCUUUGGCGAACCACCACACACACACCGGCUGUACAUCCAACUUUCUUACAUUGAUUGAACCUUGGUCCGAUUUCUCUCUAUUACCUCGCGUAGAACGGGGUAGUCGGGUUUGGGCUCUUGCAGCUUGGGAUGACUGGGAUGGGAUAGGAUAGGAUAGGAUAGGAUAGAUAUAUUCCUGUAUAUGUAUGUAUGCUGGGAAUGAAACAUGUACUACCCACGAC